ACUCUUAAAUUACGUAGUCUUAAGAUACCACUAGUAUUUCUUGAAUUAUCAUUAUAUCAAAAAAAUUCAUAUUAUAAAAAUGGAACACAUCAUAAAACUACACUAAGACGUAAAGAACUAGAAUUUCAUGCUAAUAAAUUAGAGGAAUGUGUUUUACAACCAUGGGCAAGCAAAUAUUGUUGGAAUGAGAUUAUAACUGCAACUUUAGAAUUAUGUUCAGUUACCCCUCGAAGUUCUGAAAAAAAUAGUGAGCUUGAAAUGCGAUCUUCAUGUGAAAUAAAUACUAUACAAGAAAUUUAUUUUCCAAUUGCUGAACAAAUUAGAGUAGCAAAUAAAUAUGAAAUUAUAUCACUUGAAGAAUUCUUACCCGAAACUAAAGAAAAACGAUUUUUACUAUUUAUCAAAUUUUGCUAUUGA
Molecule: messenger RNA, 417 nt
Organism: Racocetra persica
Lineage: Eukaryota; Fungi; Glomeromycota; Glomeromycetes; Diversisporales; Gigasporaceae
Source: the annotation of a GenBank genome assembly